Messenger RNA from Darwinula stevensoni, 1108 nucleotides. NCBI's taxonomy places the organism in Eukaryota, Metazoa, Arthropoda, Ostracoda, Podocopida, Darwinulidae. The record is from the annotation of a GenBank genome assembly.
GUCACCACCAGUUGAUUUGUACCACCACCACUAAGUCUGGAAACUUGGAAAUGUAUUGAUUUAUAAUUAUAUGUGCAAUGUGUUUUGAUGCAAAAACAGCAGGAUAUUGACUUUCAUUUAUUUCUUUCUGAAUGGAGAUUAGGAUGUAUAAGAAAGAUCAAAACACCUGGCCAUUAAAUCUUCAAGAAACUGAGACAUAUUCACAUGUGCCAAGAGAACAGAAGGUUUUGCCCAUUUGGAGAGCAAAAACAUGCCAUUGCUUGAACAACAGAUGUCUUCCACUUCAAAGGAACAUGUUCAAGCAGGAGAUGGUGAGGAUAAGGAUACAGGAGGUAUUGUGAUCUUCAAGUGUUCCAAGUCCACUUGCCAUCAAGUUUUCCUGAGCCUGAAAGCAGCUCAGUGUUGUGGUCGGAGAUUCACAGAAUACUCAAGUAUGAAGAAGCAUGAAUUGACACACAAAAAGGAAAAGACAUUUAAAUGUGAUACCUGUGGGCAGCAAUAUAAGUAUGCUUGUUCUUUGCGAUCUCACAUGAAGUCAGCCCACUGCCUUCAUGAAGCACCUUCAAAGAAGAUAAAAACAGUGUUAUCUGCAGCUGAAGAUCUCAUUGAGCAGGAUGACCAUGCUAUAAACAAAUCAGUGUAUUCCCUUAGGUCCAACACAAAGGUUGUUCGCCAGAAGUGUCAAACAGGUUUGCUUCAGAUGAAAGAUGGACUUGUUGCAUCUGGUACUAAGCAAAUUCUUGAGACAGAAACCUUAACUGUGAAUGAAUCCAAUUGUUCUUCGAGGUCCAAUGUGAAACCAGGUGGCCACAAAAUUCGAACACCACGAAAGAAGGUCAUCAAAUCAUCUCAUGAAACAUCUUCAAGUGGACAACAUAUUGAAAAACAGAUCUCAGCUGUGAAUGAUUCCACAAGUUUCCUUGUCACAUCAGCAUCCCAUCAUCUUCAAGCUACUCCAAAGCCCACCAAAUCAUUGGAUGUGCCAAUUCCAAUUGACCACAUUGUUGAUCAGGUGAUCCAUGGACUGCCAGAAGACAUCACUUAUACCUGCGAGGAUGGAACUCAGAUCUUCUUUCUAGUUGAUGAGGAGGUUGUAAUUUUGAGAUGA